This is a messenger RNA of Stegastes partitus (bicolor damselfish), 2301 nucleotides long. RefSeq names its product neuronal intermediate filament family member 2 (gene neff2). NCBI's taxonomy places the organism in Eukaryota, Metazoa, Chordata, Actinopteri, Pomacentridae. Gene Ontology annotation, molecular function: structural constituent of postsynaptic intermediate filament cytoskeleton. Gene Ontology annotation, cellular component: intermediate filament; postsynaptic intermediate filament cytoskeleton; cytoplasm. The coding region runs from base 21 to 1214 and encodes 397 amino acids. The record is from RefSeq and is a predicted model, not a curated record. The transcript has 3 exons. Gene Ontology annotation, biological process: neurofilament bundle assembly.
UCCACCACAAAAAAUUCAUCAUGAGCUACGAUUCCUUCCUCUCCUACCGCCGCCCUUGGGACAGCUACAAAGGCUCCCGAACCACCACCAAAUCCUCCAUGUCUUCCUCUCUCUACUCCUCUUCCCGAGCUCCUCCAUCCGGGAAGAGGAAUCUCAGGAUGGCCUCCUCUUCGCUGCCGGACGGCUCCCAGAGGAUGGACUUGGCUCAGGCCAGCUCCCUCAACACAGAGCUGCUGGGCCUGCGCUCCCAGGAGAGGGCACAGCUGGUGGACCUGAAUGACCGCUUCGCUACCUACAUCGAGAAGGUGAGGCACCUGGAGCUGCAGAACCGAGCCCUGCUGGCCGAGCUGGAUGCUCUCAGGAGACGGCAGAACGACCCGUCCCGUCUGCAGACGCUGUACGAGGGGGAGGCGAGGAGUUUGAGGGCCCUGAUCGACUCAGAGAAUGGGGAGAAGAUGCGUAUGGAGGCGGAGAGGGACUACCUGCGUGACGUGUACGAGCAGAUGAAGGAGCGCUACGAGGAGGAGGCGAGGCGGCGUAUGGAUGCUGAGGAGGCCCUGCAGAGGGCCAGGGACGAGGCGAGCAGGGCCGUGGUCUACAACUGUGAUGCAGAGGCCACCGUGGUGUCUCUGUGUGACGAGAUGGUGUUCCUGAAGAAAGUCUUUGCCGAGGAGCAGGCUGAGCUGCAGGCCCAGCUGCAGGUGGCCAACAUCAGCGUGGACGUGGAGGUGUCCCGGCCUGACCUCUCCACCGCCCUGCGAGACAUCCGGGCACAGUACGAGCGGCUGGCGAACAAGAACAUGCAGGCCGCCGAGGACUGGUACCAGAGCAAGUUCGCGAGCGUGGCGGAGAUGGCCAGCAAAAACAACGAGGCCGUGCACGCCAUCCGGGAGGAGACCAUGGAGUACCGGAGGCUGCUUCAGUCUCGGUCCACGGAGAUCGAGGCCCUCCGGAACGUCAUCGACUCCCUGAAUAAGCAGCUGGAGGAUCUGGAGGAGACGCAGGCGAAGGAGGUGACCAAGUACCAGAUGAGGAUAAGUGAACUGGAGCGGGAUAUCACCGAGGCCAAGCAGGAGAUGGCGCGAUAUCUGAGAGAGUAUCAAGACCUUCUCAAUGUGAAGAUGGCCCUUGACAUUGAAAUCGCUGCGUACAGGAAACUUCUGGAGGGGGAGGAGAUUCGGCUGGCGUACCCUUCUCUUCCAGCCCUAAAUUAAAACCUAAACACCACCAACCUGGCAACCUGAAUUCUUCAUACCCCCUCACCCAUGCCCUGAACAUCUCAAGCAUCCCUCCAUAACUUCCCUUCUCUUCCUUCCUCAUUUCUUUUACAUUCUUCGCCUAUGUCCCCCCCCUGAAAACAUGAAUUUCUUUCCUCCUCCCAAAACCAAAAACCGCAAAGCUCAUCUCUCUCAAGACAGCAGCGCCCUUGUGCUAAACAAGAGGUCCACCAGAAGUCCCCCUUCUUCUACACACGUUCUGACACCAAACAUCAAGAAGACGGCAAACCGUAAAAAAAUACGCAGAGUGGCUGCACUGCAUUAGUUACAUAGCUAUGUCGGACGGCAGCGUUGCUUUGGCUGAGUUCCUGUGUGUCGUGCACGUUAAGGUCCAAGCAACAGAGUUCACAUUUGACUUUCCUGAAUCCUCCUUGUGCAAACAUUUGACCAAUUGUUUGUGGAGGAGGACAAACCUAAAUCCUUUAAUCUCUCAGUGCUUGGGUUUUAUCCGUGUUUGAAGUGAUGCAAGAAAGUUGUAGCGCGUUGCUCCAGGAACUCUACCAAUCAAUUAUGCAAUGUCCUGCACCCCUGGUUCUGUAGUAUUAGUCAGUGAACCAGUAACCUUAAAACUUUCUUUUCAUUACGUUAGAAACCCAUUUAUGUCCUCUUUAGUUAGUCUUCCUCCGCAUUUACGUCUACACGAAAACUGCAAGCUUUGGUUUGAAAAUCAGAGUGAGUGUGGGUCUUCCUACUUGGCUAUUUGGUUAUUUAAAUUUUCAAUAAAACCGUCUUUACUUCUGGGAAUGUAAAUGCAGCGGAAGAUUAAUUGUUACUGGUUUUUCCUUAUAUUCAUGCAGUGUGUCUCUCAGCGUACCUGCACUAGAUUCUUUUCGUUCUGUAAGUUCAUUCAAAGCUAAACCGUGAAACCGAAAGAUAACUGCAGGAGCUCCUUGUUGUCUGUCUGCUGAUCCUAGAUCUAAAUGGUGCUUUACAUCUGUGAAACUAAUACAAAGUCUGCACCAUUACGCUUGGUGUACCUGUAACAGCCGGCAACAAGCUGAAUAAACAUAUAACUGACCUGCAA